Molecule: messenger RNA, 1304 nt
Organism: Paramisgurnus dabryanus
Lineage: Eukaryota; Metazoa; Chordata; Actinopteri; Cypriniformes; Cobitidae
Molecular function (GO): protein dimerization activity
Source: RefSeq, a predicted model, not a curated record
GAGUAUGAGCCCAAGCCAGCAGCAGCAGCAGCAUCUGAUUCAGAAGACGAGGGAUCAGGGGAGGAUGAAGAAGUGUCAUUUACCGAUGUACAAGAAGUGAUCUCCAUUGAACAAGAAGACCCAGGACACUUUACUCUCCCCCCUCACUUAAGAUGUGCCUCGCACACACUUAAUUUGAUAUCAACUGUUGAUAUUGAAAAAUGGUUAACAGUGACAAACAAAACAAUUUACAGAAGUGCCACUGCAAAGUGCUCUGCCCUCUGGACUAAGGCCAGCCGGUCUACAGUAGCUGCAGAGCUAGUGGAAAGCCUUUGUGGAAAAAAGCUCAUGGUGCCUACAGUGACGAGAUGGAACUCUUUCCACAAUGCAGUUGCACGAAUAACUGAGAUAUCCAGACCACAGUUCUCUGUACAACUCUCUGCAGUCAGUUAGGUGUACGAGCCUUUUCUGAGCGAGAGUACAAAUUCCUUGUAGAAUAUUGCACAGUCACAAAACCACUUACAAAAGCUUUGGACUGUUUACAAGGGGAAAAUGAUUGUUAUUAUGGGAAUCUAUUACCAACACUGGAGUCUCUGAUGUCAAAGACCUUGGCAUUGCGUCCCGACCUCUCCGAGAUGAUGGCAAAUCUGCCUGAUGUCAUAGUGCAGGCCAUCAAAACCCGCUUUGCUUUUGUUUUGGACAGUAGGGAGGGUCUCAUGGCUGCUGUCACUCUGCCGAAGUUCAAGAUGAGGUGGUUGAGGGAAGAGACCAGGAGAGAGGCCCUAAAGAAUCUGCUGAUAACAGAGUGUCGUACUUCACCCCUGGCUGCACCCCACAAUCAGGAGCAUGAGGUCAGGCCUCCACAGAUUAGUCCAGCAACCAGCAGUAGUGAGGAUGGCUUUUUUGUGUUUGAGGAAGAGCAGGAUUCAGGAUCUUUUUGCCCAGACAGGGAGGUCAUAGAGUACCUAAAGUCUGGGUCAGAGAUGGGGGUCCUAGACAACUUCCCCAGAAUUAAGAACUUAUCUUUAAAAUACAAUACAGCACCAGCAUCCAGUGCUCCAGUGGAGAGGCUAUUCAGCCUGGGAAGCCUUGUUCUCACUCCAAGGAGGAACAGGUUAGGAGACAAGCGCUUUGAGAGGCUCCUCCUUAUGAGGUAUAACCACUACUUGACAAAUAAGCUGACACAUUCAGAAGCUCAUAUUUUGCACCAGAAAAAUGCAUUACAGUAAAUGCCAACUGUAUUUUUCCUUUUAUAUACUUUGAGUCUUCUGUAUUUGCUUUAACUCAUUUCAACAACCUACCUCUCCUCUGCACUGUGUUUUGCU